AUGGGGGAAUCUCCCGGUACCCCUGGGCUGAGGAUGCCGGAGCCUGGGCGUUCUCCAUUGUCAUCACCACCACAGCUGCCUUCCCACCACAUCGGGGUCAGCUCCUGAAGACACUGCUCCCCCCUGGCUGUCCCUGGAUCUGGUCCCCCGGCACCAGCCACGACUCAGGUGAUCCAUUCCUAGCCCCUCCCCUCUUCUAGAGUCUUCUCUGUCACUUUCUUGCCACAGGAGAAUCCCACUGGGCUUGCUGGCUUUCUGAGUCCUGAAAGGGAAACACUUCCCUGGGUUUGAAGACCCCCAAGGGGUCACAAGCCCCCACCCCCACCCCCAAGCCAGGAUACCAGUGUGGCGCUAAGGUAGAAAGGCACCAUGGAGCCCCGCUCAGCCUCUCCACGCAGGGGAUGUGUCCCCUGGCUCGGGCUGCUGCUCACAGCCUCCCUUUUAGCCCUGUGGCCCCCACCGGUGACAGCUCAGCUCACGAUCGAAUCCGUGCCACCCAAUGCCGCUGAAGGACAGACCGUUGUCCUGAAGGCCCACAACCAGCCCCCGAAUGCUGAACUCUAUCGCUGGUACAAAGGGGAAACUACAGAGGAAAGCCAUCGCCUUGGAGCGUUUUCAACAAGCUCGAAUCAAAGCACCCCGGGCCCUGCCCAUAGCGGCCGAGAGACCAUCCGGGAGGAUGGAUCGCUGCUUUUCCAGAGUGUCACCGUCAAUGACACUGGAGUCUACACCCUGGACAUCUUAGAACGUGAUUUUGCCAGUAAGAGGGCAUCUGGACGGUUCCAAGUAUUCGCCAAGUUACCCAAACCCUUCAUCACAAGCAACAACUCCAGCCCCAUGGAGGGGGAGGACUCUGUAGAAUUAACCUGUGAUCCUGAGACAGAGAAUACAAACUACCAGUGGUGGAUAAAUGGCCAGAGCCUUCCAAAUGACACCAGACUGCACCUGUCCCCAGACAACAGGAUUCUCACUUUAUUCCAUGUCACGAGGAAUGACAUGGGGCCCUAUGAGUGUGGAACCUGGAAUCUAGUGAGUGACAACCGAAGUGAUCCAUUCACCUUGAAUGUCUCCUAUGGCCCGGAUAUCCCCAUCAUAUCCCCCCCAAGCUCAUAUUUUGGUCAAGGGACCAACCUCAGCCUCUCCUGCCACACAGCCUCUAACCCGCCUGCACAGUACUCGUGGCUGUUCAAUGAGAGGCCUCAGUCAUCUACACCAGCACUCUUUAUCCCCAACAUCACUGUCAACCAUAGUGGAUCUUAUGCCUGCUUCGCCUAUAACUCUGUUACUGGCCUCAAUAGCACCACAGUCAAGAAUAUUAUAGUCCUUGAACCGGUGACGCAGCCCUCCAUCCAAGCCAGCAACACCACGGUCACAGAACAGCAAUCUGUGGUCCUCACCUGCCACUCUACAGACCCUGGAAUCACGAUCCGGUGGCUCUUUAAUGAACAGAGUCUGCCGCUGACCACGAGGACGAAGCUGUCCAAAGACAACAGCACGCUCAGUAUAGACCCUGUCAGACGGGAGGACAGCGGGGAGUACAGGUGUGAGGUCUCCAACCCUGUCAGUUCAAGGAAGAGCAACCCUCUCAGGCUGGAUGUGAAUUAUGACCCAACACAAUCAAGUUCUGACCUUUCCCCUGGGGCCAUUGCUGGCAUCGUGGUUGGAGUUGUGGCUGGCGUGGCUCUGAUAGCAGCCCUGGCAUAUUUCCUGUACUCCAGGAAGACUGGCGGGUCCGGAAAUUUCUCGUGAUGAUGCUCCUAACGAGGUAAGCACAGAAAGUUUCAUGGGCUU
Dipodomys ordii (Ord's kangaroo rat) is the source of this 1791-nucleotide messenger RNA. RefSeq names its product carcinoembryonic antigen-related cell adhesion molecule 1-like. Gene Ontology annotation, cellular component: cell surface; plasma membrane. The record is from RefSeq and is a predicted model, not a curated record. NCBI's taxonomy places the organism in Eukaryota, Metazoa, Chordata, Mammalia, Rodentia, Heteromyidae. The coding region runs from base 370 to 1749 and encodes 459 amino acids. Gene Ontology annotation, molecular function: protein tyrosine kinase binding. Gene Ontology annotation, biological process: regulation of immune system process; signal transduction. The transcript has 8 exons.